This is a messenger RNA of Vicia villosa (hairy vetch), 573 nucleotides long. RefSeq lists its product as uncharacterized. Lineage: Eukaryota; Viridiplantae; Streptophyta; Magnoliopsida; Fabales; Fabaceae. The transcript is spliced from 2 exons. The record is from RefSeq and is a predicted model, not a curated record. The coding region runs from base 109 to 375 and encodes 88 amino acids.
CCAUUCACAUUUCUCAUUCUCCAAUUUUGCUCCGUCUCCAUUGAUUUCUUCUGGAAGCGGGGCAUUUUCUUAGCAUUAUUCAUCAAUUCCUGCAUCUCUUCUCUCAAUAUGGCCCCCAACAGAUGGAUCAGACCUGAGGUAUACCCACUUUUCGUGCCAGUUGGUAUGGCUGUUGGUCUCUGCGCUAUGCAACUUGUUAGAAACAUAACCACCAAUCCUGAAGUCAGGGUCACCAAGCAGAACAGAGCUGCAGGAAUUCUUGACAAUCAAUCCGAGGGUGAGAAAUAUUCACAACACAUUGUCAGGAAGUUUGUCCGUGGCAAGAGUACUGAGAUUAUGCCGUCCGUCAACGGCUUCUUCUCCAACCCAAACUAAGUAAAACAGAUGCCAAGCUCUGUAUACUAGAAAAUUUGAUUUCUGGGUGUAAUUAAUAUUAUUGGCUUUCUGUUAUUUUGAAUUGAGAAGUAGGAGAAAGGGAUCUAAUUUUUCAGAUAAGAUUAUAUUAUGAUGGUGUAAUUUCUUGUUGGAUGACAUUCAAUUUGUCUCAAGAGUAAAAACUUAUACUUACAUUUA